UGGUUUUAUAAGUAAUCAUUGAGUUAUUAGUAUUAGAUAUUAGGAGGGAACGUCUAAUUCGUAGUAUUCAUAAUGCCCAGGAGAUGAAGAAUUCAAAGUCCUGGCCGCCAAAAAAUAUACAUAUACAUAUAAUUAACAGCUACAUCUUCCUUGCGACCUAAAGCUUUCUUUCCUGAUUAUGUCAAUUUUGUUUACAAUUUCUACCCACCACCUCUUGAAUGCAUGGACACUACAAAGUUACUGUUUAUCUUAAAAAAAUGCAUUACUUCCAAGUCAAUACUGCAAGGAAAACUCAUCCACCAGAAAAUGAUCACUCUAGGCCUACAAGAAAACAUUGCCUUGUGCAAGAACCUUAUCAACCUCUACUUCUCUUGCCAAUACUAUGACCAUGCUAAACUUAUUUUCCAAGGGGUUGAGAACCCAUUAGACAUCUCCUUGUGGAAUGGCCUUUUGGCUGCUUACACCAAGAAUCAUAUGCACAUUGAAGCUCUUCAACUUUUUCAUAGAUUAUUGCGAUACCCUUUCUUGAAACCUGAUAGUUUUACCUACCCAAGUUUGCUAAAGGCUUGUGGUGGAUUAGGUAGAGAUAGUUAUGGGAGAGAGCUUCAUGCCCAUUUGAUAAAAUCUGGUUUUGUAUUUGAUAUUGUUAUUGCGAGCUCUCUGGUGGGGUUGUAUGCGAAGUGCAAUUUGUUUGUGUGUGCUAUACAGUUGUUUGACGAAAUGCCUGAAAGAGACGUGGCGAGUUGGAAUACUGUUAUUUCUUGUUAUUAUCAAUAUGGCGAUGCUAAGAAAGCGCUGGAACUGUUUGAUAAAAUGAGAGAGUCUGGGUUUGAGCCGAACUUAGUGACAUUGACGACUGUCAUCUCAUCAUGUGCAAGGCUUUUGGACUUAGAAAGAGGGAAAGAGAUUCAUAGGGAAAUGAUGAAAAGUGGGAAGGUGUUGGAUGGUUUUGUUAGUUCUGCUCUUGUAGACCUGUAUGGGAAAUGUGGCUGCUUAGAUAUAGCUAAAGACAUUUUUGAGCAGAUGCCAAAAAAGACAUUGGUUGCUUGGAAUUCUAUGAUUUCAGGAUACAGUUCAGUAGGUGAUAGCAGAGAAUGCAUUGAACUUUUUAAGAGAAUGAAUAUUGAAGGUACUAAACCAACUCUAACUACUUUAAGUAGCAUCUUAAUGGCAUGUUCAAGAGCAGCCCAACUUCGUCAUGGAAGAUUCUUGCAUGGAUAUGUGAUUAGAAACAGUAUCGAGGCUGAUAUUUUUGUUAAUAGUGGAUUAAUUGAUCUAUACUUCAAAUGUGGAAGAGUCCAGUCAGCUGAAAAUGUGUUUGAAAUGCUGCCGAGGGCAAAUGUAGUUUGUUGGAAUGUUAUGAUUUCUGGAUAUGUGACUGUAGGCAAUUAUUUUGAGGCACUUAACAUGUAUGAUGACAUGAAAGUAGCCGGUGUAAAACCAGAUGCUGUAACAUUCUCUAGUGUCUUAUCAGCUUGUUCACAAUUAGCAGCCUUAGAAAAGGGUAAGGAGAUCCAUAAUUGUAUCUCUGAGAGGGGAUUAGAAAGUAAUGAAAUUGUCAUGGGGGCUCUUCUUGACAUGUAUGCUAAAUGUGGUGCUGUUGAUGAAGCCUAUAAUGUUUUUAACAAGUUGCCAGAGAGGGAUCUUGUAUCAUGGACUUCAAUGAUUACUGCAUAUGGAUCUCAUGGCCAAGCUUUAGAAGCUCUGAGGCUUUUUGGUGAAAUGCAGCAAUCUAAUGCAAAACCAGAUGCAGUCACUUUCCUUGAAGUGUUGUCAGCUUGCAGCCAUGCUGGAUUGGUUGAUAAAGGGUAUUAUUAUUUCAAUCUGAUGACAGACAAAUAUGGAAUUAAUCCAAGAAUUGAGCACUACUCCUGCUUGAUUGAUCUUCUCGGGCGUGCUGGAAGAUUGCGUGAAGCUUAUAACAUUCUCCAUAACACUCGAGAAAUAACAGAGGAUGUUGGGUUGUUAAGCACACUAUUUUCUGCAUGUCAUUUGCAUAGAGAUUUAGAAUUGGGGGAGGAAAUUGCAAAGUUGCUUCUUAAGAAAGAUCCUGAUGAUCCGUCAACUUAUAUUACCUUAUCAAAUAUGUAUGCCUUUGUCAAGAAUUGGGAUAUGGUGCGCAGAGUGAGAUUACGGAUGAAAGAGCUAGGACUGAAGAAGAACCCUGGGUGUAGCUGGAUUGAGAUAGACAAGAGAAUCCAAUCUUUCUUUGUCAAAGGUCAGUCGCACCCUGAAGCAGAGGCGGUGCAUGACUGUCUUACAAUACUUACCAGUCACAUGGAAAAGGAUGAAAUGUUGCCUAGCAUAGAAGAAUCUACUGGUUUUCAAUUGGAAAGAUAAUCUUUUCAAAGACAUGACAUUUGCCAAGAAUUGGAUGUAAAAGAGCAGAGAUGGUGUACUCUUGCAACUUACACAAGUCACAUGGACAUGGGAAAAAGGAUAACAUGCAGCCCUCUUAAAACACACAUAAAGGAUAGUAAAAUUGGAAAAUAUUCUUUUCAAAGAGACGUGAGAUAUACCUAAGAAUUGGAUGAAAAUUACUACCUCCAGUAAAAAUCUCAUCAAGGAGAAAUAUUGAAGCGUGUAUAAUUGUCAAGAUUUUUUACUUUAAAUGAAAUUAUUGUAGUCUUGUGUACAAG
Hevea brasiliensis (rubber tree) is the source of this 2639-nucleotide messenger RNA. RefSeq names its product pentatricopeptide repeat-containing protein At5g27110. The transcript has a single exon. NCBI's taxonomy places the organism in Eukaryota, Viridiplantae, Streptophyta, Magnoliopsida, Malpighiales, Euphorbiaceae. Gene Ontology annotation, biological process: RNA modification. The record is from RefSeq and is a predicted model, not a curated record. Gene Ontology annotation, cellular component: intracellular membrane-bounded organelle. Gene Ontology annotation, molecular function: protein binding; RNA binding. The coding region runs from base 223 to 2340 and encodes 705 amino acids.